GUUGUGACUGCCGUGUAGUUAAAUAUUGUUCCUCAGUUUUGUUUACUGGAAAUUGUGUUUUGUCAAUUUGAGAAUUUUUAAAACAUAUUUUUGUUUAUGAUAAUAGUGUUGAUUUUAUAAUGGAAAAACCCAUUGUAUUUACCAAUCUCCCUCUUUGUGAAGAAUUAUGUCACAUACUAGUUUCAAUUGACCCUUAUGAAAAAAAAGAUAAAUCAGUGAAGUCAGAUUUCCAAUGGCAAUUGUUAAAAACUAGAUUAUUAUUGUAUUCAGAGAGGAACAUAAUAGCAACACCUGCAGCCGGAAUGUUGCGAUACAUACAUAUAAUUUCUACAAAGGAAUACCUAAAUAGUGGUUCUUUAAGUGCUAUAUUUCAAAAGCUUAAAUUGAAGAUUGAAUCGGUUGGAGCCUUGUCACUUCCAAUGUAUGAGCAAUGUCUUAUAUACAAUUUAUUAGUUAAGCUUUCCCCUUUCUGGAAUAAGGUUGAAAAGUAUUUUGUCGAAGGGAGGUACUUUUUGACGCACCGGGGUGCACUUCAUGCAAUUGAAUUAAAUGUAAUUUUGAAAGGUGAUAUGUUGAUGUUAUAUGCUUCACCUUUACGACUUUGGUUGCGUGAAGUAUCAUUAUUUGAUCUUUUAACAUCUUCAAACAUAAAAGAAACUAUAUCAAAACCAUUUUAUAUUGAUUUGCAUUCUGAACGUCAGUGGGUUCAUGUUUUACCCAGCUUCAAAAGAGGCCAUCUAGUUUAUGUGACCAAUCGCAUACCCAAAGACUCAACUUUCGAAGAUUAUCAGCAAAUGCGACGUCAUUGGAAAAACACUUAUGGCUACCGGCUUCCAGAAGAUGAUUCUUCUCCUAUAUAUGUUGGUAUAUCAUUUUUCGGGAAUAAAGAUUUUCUAUAUCCCCUGGAGUGUGUAAGAAGAGGAAUGCAUAUGAAUAUGGAUGAACCUAAUGUUGUUGCAAACUUUGCAAAAGCUGUAUCUUCUAAGGCAGCUCAUGUUUGUGGAAAUAGAAUAAAACUUAGGAAUUUAACAGAGUUACAAAACAUGCCUAAAAUCAAAAUAAGCGAGAGACUUAAAUGGAGCGAGUCAGGAUUAGCUGAAUUAGAUAGUGAAUUAUUGAAUAAAUGGUUAUUCCAAAGUGAUGAAUCUUUGAACUUGACCUUUGAAAGCCAAAACAUUAGUUUGUAUGCGGAACAAGAGCAAUGUGAUAUGCCUGACGACACUAUAGAGGACAAUCCUAACAAAAAACAGGAAUAUGACAACUGGUUGUCCAAGUGUUCACAGUUCAUUGACAAAUUAACACAAGGAGGCCAAAAGAGAAGUUUCCUUAAAGCUAGUAGGCCAAAUUUUAAUGAAAUAAGUAUACAAUCGCCAUUAAAAGUAGAUUCUGAACAGCAGACAUCAUUAUCUACAAUCACAAAAAUGGAAGAAGGCUCUUUUCUUCAUGACAAAGAAUCAGAGCAAAAGCAAACUCCGUUUAAACCAUGUUUCAAUAGUGUCUGUAGCAAAACAGAAUCAUUAGAGUUAUCAGGUAAGCAACAGCAGGAGGUUCAUACAACCAUGAGCAACUGUGAUAAAAUAUUAUUUGAGAAUAAUUUGACGCAUAAAAAUGAAAUAUCUCUUACAAAUGUUGUACCGUCUACUGAUGUUCCAUUUAAGCCAGUAUUUAAGAAAAUAAAGACCAAAGGAGCUGUUAAAUCACUUCAGGAAGAGAAAAAAAAGGUCUCUAGGACGCUAUUGAAAUCAAAAUCAGUGACUUCCAAAAUAUAUAUUAAUUGUAACAUUUUUCAGAAUAAAGGCAAAAUGGACUCAUUUGUAUCUGAAAUGCAAGCAGUUGUGUUUGAAAACAAAAAUGUUAAUAUUAUUAGUGAACACAAUGUGAUUAAAAGAGGGAACACUCCUGCCAGUACACCAAAAGAGGUUAUUAAAAAUAUAUUUCUUAUAAUAUAAUAUAUAUCCAUGCUAUAAGUUUAGUAGUGAAAUUGCUAUACUUACACAUCUGCCUUCUAAACAUCAACAUGAUUAGUUUCAAUAAUUAGUGCAUCAUUUAGAUUAGAAUGUACUUUCAAGUCGAUGUUUUAGUCGAACAAAAGCAAAUUUAUGUGUUUUGUAUCUGAUAUGGAGGUGUUGCCACUAAUGUAUGAAAACAAAAAUGUUGCUAAAGAAAAUGUGAUAAAAAGGUCAAACACUCCCUCCAGUGUUCCACCAAAAGAGG
Nezara viridula (southern green stink bug) is the source of this 2214-nucleotide messenger RNA. The record is from the annotation of a GenBank genome assembly. NCBI's taxonomy places the organism in Eukaryota, Metazoa, Arthropoda, Insecta, Hemiptera, Pentatomidae.